CGCCUCCUUCCUUGCAAAAAAGGCGAAGAUGGCGUUGGCGCGGGUUGCAUGCAACGGCUGGGCCGGCCUGGGGUGGAGGAGCGCGUGGCGGCUGCCCCGGGCCGGCUUCUCCUCCUCCUCCUCCUCCGGGAGCUCGGGCCGUGGCUGGAGCUGGCCUCCCUCCAGGGUCUUGCUGGGGGCCGCCUUCGCGUUGGGAGCCGCGGUGGGCACCGGCCGGACAUUGCACCGCCGCUUCGGAGCCCAGGAACAGCUGGCCGAGCAGCACCGGGACGGGAUCCUGCCGGAUAGCCAUCUCCAUCUGACGCUCUACCAGUAUAAAACCUGUCCGUUCUGUAGCAAAGUCCGAGCUUUCCUGGAUUAUCACCGGCUGCCAUAUGACAUUGUGGAGGUGAACCCGGUCAUGAGAAAAGAAAUCAAGUUUUCCUCCUACAGAAAAGUCCCCAUUCUCCUCAUCGAUACAGAAAGUGCUCUGCAACUGAACGAUUCGUCCGUCAUCAUCAGCGCCAUUAAAAGCCACCUUAUUUCCAGGAAGAGCUUGGAAGAAAUCGCCACUUACUACCCUUCCAUAACAGCCACAAAUAGCGAAGGGAAGGAGGUGACCGAAUUUGGGAACAAGUAUUGGUUGAUGCUGGACAGCAAGGAGUCUCUCUGCGUUUAUCCUGUCGAGGAAGCAAGGAAGGAGGAAAUGAAAUGGCGGAAGUGGGUAGACGAUCGGCUGGUCCAUUUGAUCUCUCCCAAUGUUUACCGCACGCCGGGAGAAGCCCUGGCUUCCUUCGACUACAUCGUGCGGGAAGGGAAGUUUGGCCUGGUGGAAGGCUUUUUUGCCAAAUACGUGGGAGCGGCUGCCAUGUUCUUCGUAAGCAAGAGGUUGAAGAAAAGGCACCACAUGCGGGACGAUGUCCGUCAAGACUUGUACGAGGCGGUCAACGAUUGGAUGAAGGCUGUUGGCAAGCACCGGAAGUUCAUGGGAGGAGACCAUCCUAACCUUGCCGAUUUGGCAGUCUACGGAGUCCUACGGGUCAUGGAAGGUUUGGAGGCUUUUGGCGAUGUGAUGGAGCACACCAAAAUCCAGCCUUGGUACCAACGCGUGGAGGAUGCCAUCGGGCAGGGGGAGGCUGCCAACUGGGCACGUUGCUGAGUCUCGGGGAUCAAGGUUUUUUUGCCUUGCUUAGGAAGAGCUGUUUCGAUUUAAAGCAGUGUAGUUCUGCGCAUUGGAACCGGAGUAGAACUAAAAUCACGGAGAAUCCCAAGCAGAAGCAGGAAGAUACGGAUUUAUUUUGAUUUUAGGGAAGAGGUUAGAAGAGCCAAUAGGAGGCUGUGUUCUUUGGAGGCUGGAUUUUGAGUUAAAAGCAACUACCUUUCGAAAACACGAAAUUCAAUGCCCGAAUGGAAGGAAACGAAUGCUCGGACGUUAUUAUGAAGCCUGUUUCUGCUCCAGGAAAGAAAAUAUUUCGAAUUUUCCUUGCCAACGCUGCCUCGUUGGCAAGCCGGCUGAAUUGUCAUGUUAGUACCAGCUUACGAAAGGAAAUGCUUGUUUUCCCGUGUUCGGUUUUAACGGUUAUAUAUUCUGGGAUGCCUGUUAAAUCAGGAUUGACUGGCAUUGGAGGCAGGUUUUCUCUUCGAAUUGCAAUUCCUUGGGGUUUAUUUUUAUUUUUAGAAGCCUCCGAGUUGCUUAUAGUUAUAGGCACAUACGAUGCUUUUACAAUGAUAUUACUGUACAGUUUUGAAGAGUGCAAUAGUCUUUAUUUGGAGGGGACAUCUCUUCUUCGGAUUCAAAUAGGAAGUUGGGAGUAGACGUUUGGGGGAAAAGAUAUAUAAGAUCCUGUCCUAAGGAAUUUUAUGGAAAAAAACUCGGAUUUAGCUAAGCUUAAAAAGUGAGUCCUUGGUACCAAUGCCAGAAUAGUUCAGGUGUGAUUCCUGUGCACUAUUAUUAGCCUAUAAAUUUAUUUACUGUGGCUAUGAUACAUCAAGGGAACUUGUUCACGAAUGAAAUAACCUGCCACGUUGAUAUAGCUCUUACGUUUCAGAGUUUUAGAAGAGACAUAUUUAAGAAUUGUCAACUGAAACGAUUCUCAUGAAAUUAUUAUUAUUUUGGUCAGGAGGAAUUUGCAGUUACCCAACCAGCUGCCAAGCUGUUCCUGUUGUUGGUUUUAGUGAAACAGCUCUUUACUUACACAUAAAAUUUGAGAAGCAAAUUGAGGCAAAAUGAGUGAUGGCUUUGUGUAUGAAAUAACAAAUAUAGGCUGAUUUUUUUUUAUUUUUUUUUUGAGAAAUAUAGUGAGAUACAGAUUUCUCAAGCUGGUUUUUUUGAUCUGCCAGCAGAAGCCAGUCUCUUUUUGAGAGGCAGAUUUUGAGGCAAAAAAAAAAAAUCCCUAAACCAGCUGUGUGAUGUUCAGCUUAAGAGGCCAAACCUUCACAAAAUUCUUCCAGCUCAGGAAAGCAAAAGUUACAAUUAAAAAAAAUAUAUAUU
Pantherophis guttatus is the source of this 2470-nucleotide messenger RNA. RefSeq names its product prostaglandin E synthase 2 (gene PTGES2). Lineage: Eukaryota; Metazoa; Chordata; Lepidosauria; Squamata; Colubridae. Gene Ontology annotation, cellular component: mitochondrion. Gene Ontology annotation, molecular function: prostaglandin-E synthase activity. The record is from RefSeq and is a predicted model, not a curated record.